AUGCGACAGCCCGCGCUCCCCACAGGCCACCCCUCUGACGAGAAGGCUGCUCGACAGCGGCUCCGUGUACAACAGUACAACGACGAGCACCGGCGACGUCAUGUCCCCGGCUCGGUGAGCCAACGUCCAAGUGGGAGCGAAGCUCAACGUUCUCCUGAGCCACCAGGGGCGCCCACGCAGCGGCGCACCCGACAUGGCGAGCUAGAAUCCGGUGACGUCGCCACUGGCGAGAUGGCUAGAAGCCCUGCACGGUCGGAGACCUUCCAGAGGCCUUCAAGGCCAGCAUCGAGCUCUCGCGACGUUCGGACGCCCAAUCCGUUCCCCAACCGUUCUUGGCCGGCUUCAAACGAUCUGUACAACGCGCCACCACUCUUCUCAAAGUAUGAGGAUGAGCUCACUGAGCCCGGUGUCAUUUCCAAUGACCUUGACGGCGCCCAGAGCCGUCAGAUCGCAGCG
Phytophthora nicotianae INRA-310 is the source of this 456-nucleotide messenger RNA. RefSeq lists its product as hypothetical. The annotation marks the transcript as partial. The record is from RefSeq and is a predicted model, not a curated record. The transcript has a single exon. NCBI's taxonomy places the organism in Eukaryota, Oomycota, Peronosporomycetes, Peronosporales, Peronosporaceae.